ACAGUGCCUCAGUGCAGAGAACUGGUUGGGUGCAGUGAUCCCUAAAUCACAGGCUGAGGGGCCCCUGCCAUUACCUCUGCCAGGGUCCUACCACUGGGCCACCGUGAGGGGCAAGUGCCAGGCAACCAGUGUGGCCCAGGGUCCUCCUCACUGCCGGUCUCACCCCCAGAUCAGCCCCGAGGAAGAGGAGCGCCGACGAGUAAGGCGCGAGCGGAACAAGCUGGCUGCGGCCAAGUGCAGGAACCGGAGGAAGGAACUGACCGACUUCCUGCAGGCGGAGACUGACAAACUGGAAGAUGAGAAAUCUGGGCUGCAGCGAGAGAUUGAGGAGCUGCAGAAGCAGAAGGAGCGCCUGGAGCUGGUGCUGGAAGCCCACCGACCCAUCUGCAAAAUCCCCGAAGGAGCCAAGGAGGGGGACACAGGCAGUACCAGUGGCACGAGCAGCCCACCAGCCCCCUGCCGCCCUGUACCUUGUAUCUCCCUUUCCCCAGGGCCUGUGCUUGAACCUGAGGCACUGCACACCCCCACACUCAUGACCACACCCUCCCUAACUCCUUUCACCCCCAGCCUGGUCUUCACCUACCCCAGCACUCCUGAGCCCUGUGCCUCAGCUCAUCGCAAGAGUAGCAGCAGCAGCGGAGACCCAUCCUCUGACCCCCUUGGCUCUCCAACCCUCCUCGCUUUGUGAGGCACCUGAGCCCUACACCCUGCAGAUGCCACCCUAAGCAACGUCUUCUCCCCUUCCCCCACCGGUCCAGCUGGCCUGGACAGUAUCCCACAUCCAACUCCGGCAGCUUCUUCUCCAUCCCUCUAAUGAGACUGACCAUAUUGCGCUUCACAGUAGAGCCAGCUUGGGACCACCAAAGCUGCCCACUGUUUCUCUAGAACUGGCCUCUCUAGCACAAUUUGCACUAAAUCAGAGACAAAAUAUUUCCCAUUUGUGCCAGAGAAUUCCUGGCAGCCCACAGACUUUGUAGAUCCUUAGAGGUCCUCUGGAGCCCUAACCCCUUCCAGGUCACUGCCACACUAUCCAUCACCCUCUUCCUGUGAUCCACCCAACCCUACCCCCGACAGAAGGUGCCACUUUGCCCACCUAGAACACUAACUCACCAGCCCCACUGCCAGCAGCAGCAGGUGAUUGGACCAGGCCAUUCUGCCGCCCCCUCCUGAACCGCACAACUCAGGAGGUGCCCAGGGCUUCUGUGAUGAGCAGAUCUGCGGAUCUCAGCUUUGAGAAGCCUUCAGCUCCAGGGAAUCCAAGCCUCCACAGCGAGGGCAGCUGCUAUUUAUUUUCCUAAAGAGAGUAUUUUUAUACAAACCUACCAAAAUGGAAUAAAAGGCUUGAAGCUGUGGCCUGAGCGCCUCACUGGA
Piliocolobus tephrosceles (Ugandan red Colobus) is the source of this 1371-nucleotide messenger RNA. RefSeq names its product fos-related antigen 1-like. Gene Ontology annotation, cellular component: nucleus. The annotation marks the transcript as partial. Lineage: Eukaryota; Metazoa; Chordata; Mammalia; Primates; Cercopithecidae. The record is from RefSeq and is a predicted model, not a curated record. Gene Ontology annotation, biological process: regulation of transcription by RNA polymerase II. Gene Ontology annotation, molecular function: DNA-binding transcription factor activity, RNA polymerase II-specific; RNA polymerase II cis-regulatory region sequence-specific DNA binding. The transcript has 2 exons.